UCUUUCCUUUCACGCGCUCUGCCCGCAGACCAGAAGUUUUCAUUAACUUCUGGCAAGCUCGUGUUGAGAUGUUUAGUGUCUUCUGGAGACGGCGGUUAUUAGUGGGACCUUUUUCUUCCCUGCAUCACCUGAGGACAGUUGGACAGUGAGACGUAGGAGUAUUUUGGCUGAAUGGACAACAUGUCUCCUCAGCAGCAGCAGGACAGCCUCAGCCGAGGCGACGGGCAGCAGGAAUACAAACGGCGAAUGAAGUUUCAGAGUUACAGGCGUCAGUCUGCGCCGUCGUUGGUCAUCACCAAGGCUCUCACAAGGUCCAAGACUUUAUCCAGAGAGAACUUCCUGGUUCCUGUGUCUCCGGAGACCUGUUCGCUGGUCCAGUCCUUCCUGACGGGCUCCGACAGGUCGUUUCUUCUUCAUGGGCAUGCUCAGUUGAAGACGGGGAUGCAGACGCAGGACAGGCACCUCUUCCUGUUCAGUGACAUCCUGGUGAUCGCCAAAGCCAAGUCAGCAAACCACUUCAAGCCGAAGGCCCAGGUGUGUGUGUGUGAGAUGUGGACGGCAGGCUGCAUGGAUGAGGUGUGUGAAGGAAGCACGAAUCCCGAGCGGAGUUUUGUCAUGGGCUGGCCCACCUGGAACUGUGUCGCUAUGUUUAGUUCAGCAGAACAGAAAGAGAGAUGGCUCUCCCUCCUCAAGAGUCGAAUAAAAGAAGAAAAAGAGAAGGAAGAGCCUAAAACAAUCCCACUGAGAGUGUACGGGAAGGGAAUCAAUACUUUUGCUGUGACCAAGACGCUCCCAGUCAGCAACUCGGAUUCAGCCAAUGAGGUGAUCCGACUGGCCCUGCAGCAGUUUGGCAUCAUAGGAAAUGUCAAAGACUUCCAGCUGUGGGUCAUCUCCAAGAGGGACAACACGCCCUAUCCUCUCAUUGGUCAUGAGUUUCCCUUCAGCAUCCAGAUGAGUCAUGCGAGGAACUCACCGCUUCAGGGAGGCGGAGGCAGGGAUGCCGCUGCUACGCCCGCGGACAGACAGAAGGCCAUGCAGGUGGAGCAGCUGCAGGUGUACAAGCAGUGUCAGUUUAUCCUGAGGCCUCGGCCUGUUGAGCCGCCGCAGCAGCAUGUACCUGCAGAUUUCUCUCAGAAGCCGUUCAAACGAAGGCGAUCGCUCAUCACCUGGGCCUUCUGGCGAGGCUCAUCAUCUCACCUGAACGAGCUAUCGCUCGCCGGAGGUCCUCGAGGCUGCUUGUUCAGUCAGCCGCUCAGCUCCAUAUGUGUGGAGGACACUCUGCCUAAACCAGUCAUGGACAUGUUGCUGUUUCUGUACCAUGAGGGCUCAUGGACGCGGGGGAUCUUCCGGCGGCCGGCGGGGGCUCGGGCUGUCAGAGAGCUGAGAGAAUCUCUGGACACCGGAGAGUUUCAGCUUCCUCUCACACGAGACCACGUCUUCAUCAUAGCCGGAGUCUUUAAGGAUUUCUUGCGCAGCAUUCCUGGCAGCUUGUUGGGCUGCGAGCUGCAUGAAGAAUGGAUGGAUGUGCUGGAGGAGGAGGAGGAGGAAGAAGAACAGGCGCAAGACAUACGGAGGAUGAUUUGCCGACUGGCCAAAGAGAAUGCCCUGCUGCUGCGCUACCUGCUAGCCAUGCUGCAUGGUAUCCAGGGUAACGCUCAUGAGAACCAGAUGACAAGUUUUAAUUUAUCGGUGUGCAUCGCUCCGAGCUUGCUUUGGCCUCCAGGAGCGCCUUGUAGCCCCGAGGUGGAAGGAGAAGGAACUAAAAAGGUCUGUGAGCUGGUCAAGUUCAUGAUUGAACACUGUCAGCAGAUUCUUGGAGAGGAUCCGUCCUCCCUGUUCGGGGGGCCGCCACAGAGACUCAACAGUGAGGAGAUGGGCUCAGAGUCCUGGGUGUACCCUCUGACAGAUUCAUCCUAUGACAGUCUGGAGAAUGAGUUGGACAACAGCAGCGGGGGGUCCCCCAGUCUCUGCAACAGAAGAGCCCUCAGACCCAAACAGGGCAGUCUGGACUCCAUCUUGACAUUUAGCGACUAUGACCAAGACAUAGAUCCAGAUGUGCGCUCUACAGGGCUACCGAGGAGACGGGUGCUGGAGAUCUCCAGUCCCAGACAAGAAGAACCAGCAGUGGACAUGCUGUCCACCCUUGACUCCCUGUCCCUGGAAGGUCGGCACACAUUGCGGCGGCGCUCAGAGCCAGCGAUAGCGUAUGCUGCCAAGCUCUGCCCAUACAUUUCAGGCAGCACUGAUGGUCUUACUGGUGAGGAUGAAGAUGCUGAAGAGGAGUUUUCCAAAAGGCCGAGCAGCCACACACACCUUCACACACAUUCCCGAGGUCAGUCUGGGUUAACAGGGAUGAGGUCAGCAGCUCUGGAGGCCAGCUCCUCUAGCCUGUCGUCUAACCCCACCUCCCCUGCACCUACCCACUCCUCCCUGGACUCUCUGGAUUCGCUGCAAUCCAUCGGCGGCGAGCAAACUAAGACCACCCGGCGGGCGACCAAAACGCAUCUGCCCACCACUUCUGUCUCCUCUACACCCUUCGCCACCAGCUCUGCUCCUACCCCCGGCGAACAUCUGAACCGAGGGAUUUGUCCUAAAGACAACCCAUCCAAGGAGCAGCUGAACUGGGUGGCGUUAAAAGGCUGCAUGGGCCUCCAUCCCAACUCAUGGCUGAAGAAAGACCGGAGGCUGUCGCUGACUCAGCAAGAGAGCUUGGAGAAGGAGGAUGACGACAAAGCGGGGGGAGGAACCACCGAUAAGUCGCUUGCAGCAGCAAAGCCAACAUCCAGCAGCCAAACUAAACCAAGAACAUCCCGCAGAGGCUCGAAGGAUGCAGGAGAAAGAGGAAGGGGAAAGCAGGUGAAACAGGACCCCCCCAGCCCUGCUUCAUUCCAGUUUCCCAAAUCUACCUGGUUCACCGGGUCUGAGUCCCCGCUGACAGUCCAGAUCAGCGACAUCCACGCUGACGCUGGGAAGAGGCGUGCAGGAACCGAGCCCAAGCAGACGUCAGCGGCUUUGUUUUACAAGCACAGCGGGCCAUCUCUGUCCCUGUUCAGACGACACAAGACUCACACCGUGGAGGACAGUAACAGCCGGCUCUAUCAGCGCCGAGGCUCCGAACCGGGACAGCAGGUUGUGGAUCGAGCCGCCUCCUUCACCAGAGCGAGGCUGCCCAGCGACCCGGGACUGAAGGUGUCUGAGGUGGAUUCACAGAGAGGGGUGUCGGAGACCCGAUUCUGCCUCUCCCCCGGUGCCACCAAAGCAGUGAGGGACUACUUUUCCUCUCACCCGCGCAGCAAUCCCCAGAGCAGCCAGCAGGUGGCGCUCGCUCUGGUAGAGAGUCGCAGGGAGUGGCUGAAGCGAUGCAGUGACCCCGCGGCAGAGCCAGAUUUUGAGCAACUUCUGUUUGCAGAGGAAUCUUACGUCUGAUUGUCACGGUAACCCAGAGCAACACGUAGCACUUAAAUACAAAUCAGUAUGAGUCACAGGUCAUUUUUAUUAGUAAAUACAGCUCCAGAAAAAAAA
Messenger RNA from Melanotaenia boesemani (Boeseman's rainbowfish), 3522 nucleotides. RefSeq names its product rho GTPase-activating protein 20-like. Gene Ontology annotation, molecular function: GTPase activator activity. The transcript has 16 exons. NCBI's taxonomy places the organism in Eukaryota, Metazoa, Chordata, Actinopteri, Atheriniformes, Melanotaeniidae. The record is from RefSeq and is a predicted model, not a curated record. Bases 172 to 3426 code for a protein of 1084 amino acids. Gene Ontology annotation, biological process: regulation of Rho protein signal transduction; signal transduction.